AUGGUUGUUGGUGUACUUGCACAACACUCUUUCCAAUUGGUCAUAUCAUUGAUUGCUACACUAAAGUCUGGUCAUGUCUAUCUGCCACUGGAUGCAUCAUUCCCUAUCGAACGAUUGAACUACAUGCUCAACCAUGCAUCUUGCAACACACUACUCAUUCAACAUUCACAUCAUAAUCAUCCCCUCCUCACUCACCUCACCAAAAAUGCACCAUCAACCAACAUACUAUGUGUUGAUUGCUGUCUCCGAUCCAGAGAUGACUAUGUCCCAGCGCCAAUCGCUCACUCGCCUCAACCCAAUGACACCGCAUACCUUAUAUACACUUCUGGAAGCACUGGCGAGCCAAAGGGCGUGUUGGUCGCGCAUAGGGGCAUUACAAACUUCUUAAAGGCCCAGAUUGAAUCGUUUGGAUUCAAGACGUCACAUAGCAGACUGCUUCAAUCACUUCCGGUAUGCUUUGAUGCAUGUUUGAGUGAGAUUGGUACAUCACUACUUGGUGGCUGCACACUAGUUGUUCCAGAGAGUAGUGAGCAAGCUGCAAUCGCACGUGGAUCAUCUUCAACAUUCUUCAACUAUCUUUGUGUGAACAAUAUCACGGCGGCGAUGUUGGCACCUUCAUUCCUGGCUCAGCUAUCACUCGUCGAGUACAAUGUUCCAUCAUUGGAGACCGUGGUCAUUGGUGGCGAGGUAUGUCCACAGCAUGUCAUUGAUGCAUGGACCCAACACAUCAGACUUGUGAGCGUAUAUGGCCCUACCGAGGCUACUGUGUGCACCUCGCUCCUGCCAUUCCCCAAGCGAACAGCAACACCACCCCUCAUCAGCAUUGGGCGUCCAGUACCCCACAUGCAACUACACCUCUUGGACUCAGCCACCUUGGUCCCAUUGACUCAACCAGGGACCGAAGGUGAGAUAUACAUUGGGGGAGUAGGUGUCGCACUUGGAUACCACAUGCGUGAUGAUCUCACCAUUGCCGCGUUUGUCCCCGACCCAUUUAUCAACUCGGAGGACAGCGCCACAUCGCCCAAAAUGUUUAAGACAGGCGACUGGGGUCGAAUGUUGGAUGAUGGAUGCAUAGAGUUCAGAGGAAGGAUUGACAACCAGGUGAAGAUCAAUGGACAGCGAAUAGAGUUGGACGAAAUAUCCAAGGUGAUCGAAAAGCAUCCACUCGUUCAACAGGCAGUGGUCGAUGCAAAGUUAAUACAUGAUGUCAAGACACUGGUUGGAUACGUUGCACUCAGACAGGCUACACCAAGCAUCAUGGUAUCACCGUGCAUUGUUCAACCACGUCACGACAAUGGUGAUCGCGAUGAAUCAGCCAACAACAUCACAACAUAUGUGGCGCAUCUCAUCACAAACUACUUGUCGACCAAACUUCCAGCAUUCAUGAUACCAAGACAUUAUGUUGUGAUGGCCAAUGGUCUGUUCCCAUUGAAUAGCAAUGAGAAGAUUGAUCGUAGUCGUCUGCCACUUCCAGAGUCGGUGCCCGAGCCAGCAUGGUCCACACUGUCCUACACGCUAGAGUUGGAGAAGAAGUUACAAUCAAUCAUAUCAACCGUAUUACUACGUCAUGUAUCAACGGAUGAUGAUCUCAUUGGACAGUGCGGUCUAAACUCAAUUGGAUCAAUCAGAUUCAUACAACUCUGUCGAACACAUGGCAUUGGCAACAUCACACCAAAGGUCGUGUACUCUGCCAGAACAAUCACACGCAUUGCCAAUGAGCUAAGGACAGUCCAGCCGGGCACAGAGUCAUCAAUCAUCGAGGAGGAGAGGAGCAAGACUGUUCGGAAGUUGAAAGAGCGCGCGGACCAUCUGAUUGACACACAAAUGGCUCACACUGGAUCUGGGUCCAUACCAGAUGGGGUCGUCCAUUUCCCUAUUGGCAAGACUAUACUCAUCACUGGAGGAACAGGAUUCCUUGGCUCACACAUAUUGAAUGCACUCAUUCAAAUUGAUGAUAUUGACAAUGAUCAUAAUCAAAAGAUAGUGUUACUUGUGAGGAAUCCAGACUCUGCAAUGGCAUCAAUCAAUGAUCAAUUGUCUGGCACUGGGUUGGAACCAAGUCAUCAGAUGAGUACACUCAAUAGGAUAAAGGAAAGAGUUAUAUUUGUUAAAGGAGACAUCACACUUGAUCGACUUGGCUUGUCACAUGACGAUUGGACAGCAUUGGCAACACAAGUCACAUCGAUCAUUCAUGCUGCUGCGCGUGUAAAUAUGAGCAUGACCUUCAACGAGAUGGAGUUGGACAAUGUAGUUGGCAUGAUCAACGUACUCAAACUAUGCAACCAUCGCAAACAAGUGACACUUCACUACAUAUCCACAUUGUCAGUGUUACUAUCGACCUCAUCAAAGUGGAGUUCAACAACCUCAGCCAACAAUCAUACCGGCAAUGAUAUGCUCAAUGGCACGAUCAUCAACGGCUCACAACUACCUCGACUCACUGAUACGUUCAUCACUGGCAUUGGGUUGCUUCCCAGAUGUCCACGAGAGGAUACACACGGAUAUCACUUCGAUCGAUCAAUUCAUCAAACCAUUCAUUCAAACUGUGAUGGCACCUGGUUCAAGAACAUCACCAAGCUACUACCUGUAUCACAACGAGUCCAUCUCAUUACCAACACUAUUCAAAAUGAUUGCGCCUCGACAUCCACUUGUCCCAGUCCCUGA
Molecule: messenger RNA, 2661 nt
Organism: Acytostelium subglobosum LB1
Lineage: Eukaryota; Evosea; Eumycetozoa; Acytosteliales; Acytosteliaceae
Exons: 3
Coding region: 1-2661 (886 amino acids)
Source: RefSeq, a predicted model, not a curated record